AUGAGUAUAGUUAUUUUUGGUGGUGAUUCACACCCUGAAUUAGUUUCCAAAAUCUGUGAAAAUUUGGAUAUAAACCCAUCUCAAGUGAAAUUAGGUAAAUUUUCCAAUGGUGAAACCAGCAUAAGUGUUGGUGAGUCUGUGCGUGAAAAAGAUGUUUAUGUGAUUCAAAGUGGAUGUGGUCAUGUUAACGACACUUUUAUGCAACUUUUGAUUAUCAUUAGCGCCUGUAAAUCUGCAUCUGCAUCAAAAGUUACUGCUGUGAUGCCAUAUUUCUGUUAUUCUAGACAACCUGAUAUUCCAUACACUGUGAAAGGUGCACCAUUGAUCUCUAAACCAGAUGAUGAUCAGAUGGUUACCACGGCGAAACCAGGUGAUAAAUCAUUAAGUAGUGCUAUACGAUCCUCUAAUUCUGAAUUAAAGAAAUCGAUGUCAUUCUCUAGAAUUCCAAUGGUUUCAAAUGGCAAAAAUCCUUUGAAUAGUACCAACUCAAGUAAUGAUGCUGAGGAAAUAUUCAAUUCCAAUAAUUCCGGGUAUAAAUUAUGGGUUGUUCAAGCAGGUACAUUAAUUGCCAAUUUAUUAACUACAGCAGGUGCAGAUCAUGUAAUUACUAUGGAUUUACAUGAUAGACAAUUCCCUGGGUUCUUCAAUAUACCAGUGGACAAUCUUUAUUGUAAGCCUAUUGCCGCUAAUUACAUACAACAUAAUAUUCCAAAUUACAAAGAUGCCGUGAUUGUUUCACCCGAUGCAGGCGGUGCUAAGAGAGCCACUGCUAUUGCUGAUUCAUUAGAAUUAUCAUUUGCUUUGAUACACAAGGAACGUAGAUCGCAAUUAUUGAAGGGUCCUCCUGAUGCCACAUUAACUUCUGGUGGAUCAUUACCAAUCUCUGCGAAACCAUUAGUUUCUAGAUUAAAUUUAGAGAAGACUGUUGAGAAUUCUAAAUUUAUUCAAACCACAAUGUUAGUUGGUGACGUAAGGAAUAAGACAUGCAUUAUCGUUGAUGACUUGGUGGAUACAUCGUAUACCAUAACUAGAGCGGCCAGAUUAUUGAAGGAUCAAGGUGCCAGUACUGUAUAUGCAUUAAUUACGCAUGGCAUAUUUUCUGGAGAUGCAUUAGCAAGAAUCAGGGAGAGUAGUAUUGAUAAAUUGAUUGUUUCUAAUACUAUUCCUCAAAAGGAGACCAUCAAAGCAUUGGGCAAGGAUAAAGUUGAUGUCAUGGAUGUCUCUCGAGUAUUCGGGGAAGCUAUAAGAAGAAUUCAUAAUGGUGAAUCAAUUUCUAUGUUAUUUGAGCAUGGAUGGUAG
Messenger RNA from Kazachstania africana CBS 2517, 1299 nucleotides. RefSeq names its product ribose phosphate diphosphokinase subunit PRS5 (gene PRS5). Gene Ontology annotation, biological process: 5-phosphoribose 1-diphosphate biosynthetic process; ribonucleoside monophosphate biosynthetic process; purine nucleotide biosynthetic process. NCBI's taxonomy places the organism in Eukaryota, Fungi, Ascomycota, Saccharomycetes, Saccharomycetales, Saccharomycetaceae. The record is from RefSeq and is a predicted model, not a curated record. Bases 1 to 1299 code for a protein of 432 amino acids. Gene Ontology annotation, cellular component: ribose phosphate diphosphokinase complex; cytoplasm. The transcript has a single exon. Gene Ontology annotation, molecular function: ribose phosphate diphosphokinase activity; magnesium ion binding.